GGGCACUCACAUCACUCCGGUCUGAAAUCACACUGUCUGGCUCGGCCGACGGUUGGCGGCAAUCCGACGCACACAGCUGCAAGUUUGUCCAUUGGUUUGCGGCCAUUUCGUCUGGCCUCCGACGACUUUGGUGCCGGAGAGCCGAUCCCACCGGCGUCAUCGUCUGUCUGCGACUCUGGAGCCGAUCGAGCCUCCGGAUUCGGCAGCUGCGCUGAAGUCGACGAGGCGAACUGGCCAGAAUCCCGAGUCAACUUCCUCGGCAGACUGGCCAAGAUGACCGGACCCAAUGUUCUCCAGACACCACGAAGUGGACUGACGCUGACCGAACGAAACUGUCAGCCAAAUCCGAGUCUGCGCUCUCUCCACUUCCUCCAGUAUCAUCCGCAUCAUUCUCAUCCGCUUCCGCAUCCACACCUACACCCAUACCAACACCAGCAUCAGCACCACAUACACCUCAGUCAUCUCCAUCACGCCCAACAGUCUCAUCCGCCGGCCAGUGGUCAAAAUCCCCACAAGCAAGUGGAUCCAACCAACGGUGCUCGAACAAACUGCAAUUUGGUUACCGGUUCGGUCAACAGCUCACCUCCAGAGGUUCUGACCAACGGGGACAGUUGCAUUGCCCACCAACAGGAGGUUCAUAUCUGUUCAGACGGCCAUAUCCCUUUUCAUCCGUCACACUCAGCUCCAGUCAACUCCAGCAUCCCCUUCCUCUCUUCGUUCCAUCCUCCUCUAUCGCAGCCUCCUCCUCCUCCUCCCUCCCAUAAUCCUGCUCACUCUCCAUCCCUUCUUAUUCCUCCUCACGCUCCCUCCUUCCCACCUCCUACCUUGGCUUUUGCUCAACCCCCGUCUUCAUCAGCACAUACUCAUUUCCAUCAAAUGGUCCAAGCUUACCUCCAGCAUCAGCUCCCUACUCAGCUUCAAACUCAGCCCAACCACAGUCUCUUCGCUGAAAGUCAAGCUUCAAAUGCCUUUAUGAAUUACCAACACCUUCUGCACCAGACCAUAACGAUGGCCUCGCAGCCACGUCAAUUGCCGAAUUCUGAUAUGGAAAUUGACAUAAGCCCUGUGACUCAAGGACACAGUGCAAUGUGGCUGAGUGGUUACCACGUCAAGCUCACAUGCUGCAUUGUCAAGGUUAGACAUCGAUGGGGGUGUGAAUAA
Molecule: messenger RNA, 1161 nt
Organism: Protopolystoma xenopodis
Lineage: Eukaryota; Metazoa; Platyhelminthes; Monogenea; Polystomatidea; Polystomatidae
Source: the annotation of a GenBank genome assembly